Plasmodium malariae is the source of this 357-nucleotide messenger RNA. Its product is annotated as CDGSH iron-sulfur domain-containing protein, putative. Gene Ontology annotation, molecular function: 2 iron, 2 sulfur cluster binding. The transcript has 4 exons. The record is from RefSeq and is a predicted model, not a curated record. Bases 1 to 357 code for a protein of 118 amino acids. Lineage: Eukaryota; Apicomplexa; Aconoidasida; Haemosporida; Plasmodiidae. Gene Ontology annotation, cellular component: intracellular membrane-bounded organelle.
AUGAGUUGGGGAGAAUGGUGGCCGCACGAUCCAGUGGUAAAAACAGACUCAUUAGAUCCGUACCUUGUCAAAGUACAGAAAAAUAAGGUUUAUUGGUACUGUGCUUGCGGAACAAGUAAAAAUCAACCGUGGUGCGAUGGAAAACAUAAAGGAAGCGGAAUUAAACCACUGAUGUAUAUUCCCCAGUCAAGUGGAUACAGACUUUUGUGCGGCUGCAGAAAAAGCACGCACCUUCCGCAUUACGAUUUUGCUGACUUAUGGGUUCGAGCGAAUAAGAAUGUUCCUAAGGCUGCUUUAUUUACAUACGUUGCGCUUUUUUCGUUUGGCAUCAUGACAUCAUGGUUAUUUCACCCAUGA